Necator americanus (New World hookworm) is the source of this 1515-nucleotide messenger RNA. RefSeq lists its product as uncharacterized. Bases 1 to 1515 code for a protein of 504 amino acids. The transcript is spliced from 4 exons. The record is from RefSeq and is a predicted model, not a curated record. Lineage: Eukaryota; Metazoa; Nematoda; Chromadorea; Rhabditida; Ancylostomatidae.
AUGUCAUUCCUUUCGGAACAACAUGGGUUCCAAUCUGGAUCCUCCACUACUUCACUACUGUCCGAUUCGGUCUAUGAUUGGAUGACCGAGGUAAACAAAGGGAAGUCAGUUGAUGUAAUACUAUUCGACCUGUCUAGAGCGUUUGACAUGGUAAACCAUAAAAAGCUUCUCUUCAAACUCGAAAACUAUGGAGUUCGCGGACAGUUGCUCAGUUGGUUGAAAUCGUAUCUUCAAGAACGACACAUGACUGUAAAGGUCCAUAACAGUUACUCCAAGCGUUAUACAUUGCAAACCGGCGUUCCGCAAGGCAGUGCACUCUCGCCGCUCCUUUUCCUCGCGUACACUGCUGAUCUUCCCAGCUAUUUGAAAACCCAUCCUGACAUGAAAGUUCAAAUGUUCGCGGACGACAUCAAAAUAUAUUUUUCGUAUCAACCUAAUGACCAAACUUUCGCCCACAACACGAUUUCGCUGGCAAUCCAGAGAAUGAUAUCAUGGUCAAGACAAUGGGAUCUACCUUUAAAUCUUUCCAAAACAGUAGCUUUGCAUUUCGGAGAGGCUCCUCAGAUUCCCUACUUCUGCAAUUCAACAACUAUUCAAUAUCAAGAGCAAGUUCGAGACCCUGGGGUAAUAAUUGAUAAAUCGUUCGACUUUUCCACUCAUUUUGACGUUGUCACCAAAAAAGCGCUGUCGUCUAUUUUUGUAAUAAUGAGGAGCGUGCACGUUAAGGACCCUGAUUUACUAAUAUUUCUUUACAAGACAUACGUUUUGCCACAUCUAGAAUACGCUACGCCAGUCUCGAGUCCAUUCUUGAAAAAGGACAUCAAGAAGUUAGAGAAAGUGCAACAAAUUUUCGCUAGGCUGGUUUAUUAUAGCUUUCCCGAUCCGGGUUACUCUGACACACUUCCCUCCUAUGAAAUUCGACUCAACGCGCUGAAAUUAAAGAGCUUGAAGUACAGACGAGUAGUGAACGAUUUAUUUUUGAGUUUUCGAAUCCUACGAAUGGAAGUUAAGCUAAAGGCAAGCAAGACCACUCUGGAUCGGCUUAAAAAAUAUCGCGAAGAAACCUUCGGCGAUGAACAGGUCAUGUUUAGCCCUGAUCAUCCACUAUUAACUGGGUACUUCGAUACCGCUUUCAAAUCUGUUCGUCCGGAAAUUCUUCUCAACUCGCUUCGCGCUGAUGGAAUUCCGAACGCUAGCUGGAUGUACUCCACCAUUCAGAGUGGAGACGGAGCGAGACAAGUAAUAUUCGGUUCGACUAACGCGAAGCUGCAAGAAGCUGUCGUCGACUUUGUAUCGAAACAAUCUGCAGCCUGCAUGACUCUGCAGGACUUCGCUCUAGUGAAUGUAAGCAAGCAGAUCUCCGCGAAACCCUUAACGGGAGUAACGGACAACCAAAUCGAGGACAGAAUCAUGCAGGAGUUCACUUUCCUGGGCGUUAUGCUAAAAAGGACGGCAGCUGCGAGAGAAAUAAUCAGCAAAGAUGCGUUAAGGCUACCUCGACGUUCAACUCCUUAA